Phytomonas sp. EM1 is the source of this 548-nucleotide messenger RNA. NCBI's taxonomy places the organism in Eukaryota, Euglenozoa, Kinetoplastea, Trypanosomatida, Trypanosomatidae. The record is from the annotation of a GenBank genome assembly.
GGUGGGAGAAAGUGAUUUGCACCGCAUUGUGGGUACGUUUUUUAUUCAUCAUUAGUUUAUUACCCAAGUUUUCUGAAAGAAAAGCAUAAAUGAAUUUCCAGGUAAAGCUAGAGUCACUCCGCAUCGAGGCGAUGAUGAGUGGACUGAGGGAGGAGUGUUUCAAUUCGUGUUGCAAGAGUCUCUCUCAGAAUGAAUUAACGACCGAUGAGGUUAAUUGUAUUGACCGCUGCUCCUGGCGUUACUUGCAUACAUACAAGAUUGUUAAUGAUGCUCUGAAUCGAGGCAUGCACAACGAAAAAAAUAAGACAUUCUAAUGAUUUAGGCAUCCACCGUUUCAGCGCGUCCUUUAUCAUUUUCAUGUAUUUUCCGCUCUUUGUUUUGGAGAUCUUUUGAGUACUCAUAUCAAAAGUACUAUGUGUGUGUAGAUUUUGCCGAUUAGUGGACGACUUGAGAUGCGUUUAGGCAAGUUGUUUGCAUUUGUGAGUUUUCGUAACACUUCUUAUGCAUGGAAGCUUUAUGUCUAAGCUUGACUAACAAGAUAUAAUGAA